GCUCGGUGCGUACAAACACCCUUCCUUUUCUCCCAUUUGCCUUCUCUCUGAACUACUACGCCAAGUCCGCCCUUUUCUUGCUUUCAUUUUUCACAGUCUCCACUCACUAUCGAGCUCGAGCUGUUUCAGAGAAACGCCGCCGGUAUGCGCUCCGCCGUUCUUUGCCUUUGAUCGUCGUUCUUCGGCCGUUCUUGAGGAUUCUGCGUUACGGUUGGGACUUCUUUGAUUGUCCGUGUCCGUGAAUAAUCCAAGGUUUGUUGAAGAUUUUGAAUGCUGCAUUAGAAACUUUUCUGAAAUAAACAAUGGCACCAAACCCAAGAGUUAUAAGUGCCUUUCGGGCAAUGAAGACCAUUGGAAUAUCAGAAGAUAAGGUGAAACCUGUGUUGAAAAACCUUUUAAAAUUAUAUGAAAAAAACUGGGAGCUCAUUGAAGAGGAGAACUAUAGAGCCCUUGCAGAUGCUAUUUUUGACCAAGAGGAAGCCGAGGCUGCUGCGCAACUCAAGAAGCCUAAUAAUGCUGAAGUUGUUGCACAACUCAAGAAGCCUAAUAAUGUUGAACGAGAGGAAGCUUUAGAUGAAGCAACACAAGAGGAGCCAGAACGACCACUUAAGCGAUUGCGGUUAAAAUAUCAAGAUGGUCAACCUUCACAUUUAUGUAACAAUGCUAGCACUGCCUUGACUGGAUCUAAAUUAAAAAAGCCUAAAGUGGAGGUUGAUGAAGUACCCAAUGAUCAUCAGAGUCAGCAGCAAAGUAAUGGAGGCAGGACAGGUCAGUCCCAACCCGCCACCCAUGCCAGAAACAAAGGAAAGCAACCUAUUUCACCAAACUCUCACCCAGUGCAACCGAGAGAUAGAGGAAGAGAACAUCUAGCGAUUCAUUCUGCAUCUCAGAAAACUUCUGGCACUCUUGCUUUGAUCAAGCCUAAGGACGAACCGUUCACUGAUGAUAUGCCACACUAUGAGGCCCCUCUUGCAUGUCUUCCCCCUGAGCCGGCAAAUGAGUCUGAUGCACCAAAUGGAAAUUGUUCGCACAGAGAUCUAGAUGCUCCAGAAACCUUAGCAUCAAAAUCCAGCGUGGGGAAAGAUGCAAGGAAUUAUACUGCAGCUGCAUCUGCUGAAAUGGUAUCAAAUCAACAGCUGGCAAGGAUUGAGGAUGGAUCUUCAUCUAACCUAGAGAUUGCUUCCUCUCCCUCUGGAGAAGUUAAAAUAUCUAUAAGUUGUUCCUCUACCAUUGGAGGACCUGACUUUCAUUUGCCUAAUCUAAAUGAAGUGCUUAAAUUGGUGGAAGAUAGGUGUCUGAGGUCUUACAAAUUCCUGGACCCAAACUUUUCUGUGAUGAAACUGAUGAAAGAUAUGUGUGAGUGCAUUGAAAUAUUGGGGACCAAAACUUAUAAUGAUAGGACAGAAACAGAAAACAUGAUGACAGCUAUUACUCGGUUGGAAACAUCUCUUAUGGAAGAUGAUUUCGAUUCUAGUGGCAAGCUUCCUGAUUCUACAAAUGAACUGAUAAAUUUUGAAGUUGAUGCUGCAUUGGUUCAGCCGCAAAUACCACACCUACCUCUACCUUGCAAUGGUGUACAUGACGACACACUACCUGAGGAAGUUGCAUCUGAGAACAGUGACAGAGUUGCUACUCGGAAUGAUCUUGAACAGAUAAAUUUUCAAAGUCUGGUCCCGAUGGAGUCAUGCCAACCAUCUUCUGAUAAAGUAUGGUCUCUCCAUGAUGUUAUUGACAUUACUAACGGGCAAGAGAAGAUGGUAAUUCCAAUAGUGAAUGAGGUUAAUAGCGAGGUUCCCCCAUCAUUCCACUAUAUAGCUCAGAGUGUAGUAUUUCAGAAUGCAUAUGUGAAUUUCUCCUUGGCGUGUAUUGGAGAUAAUCAUAGUUGUUCAACUUGCUCUGGUGAUUGUUUGUCAUUGUCUGUUCCUUGUGUUUGUGCACAACAAACCAGGGGAGAUUUUGCAUACACAUUAGAUGGCCUUCUCAAAGAGGACCUUCUAAAAGACUGUAUUUCUAAAAACCAGGAGCCCAAAAAACACAGCCAGUUCUUUUGCAAGGUGUGCCCUUUAGAGAGAUCUAAAAAUGAUGAUAUUGUAGAACCUUGCAAAGGUCAUUUAGAAAGGACUUUCAUCAAAGAAUGCUGGUGGAAAUGUGGAUGCAAUAAACAGUGUGGCAAUCGUGUGGUCCAACGCGGAAUAAGUCGAAAGUUACAGGUGUUUAUGACGUCUGAAGGAAAAGGAUGGGGCCUUCGGACUCUUGAGGACCUACCAAGAGGCACAUUUGUUUGUGAAUAUGUUGGAGAAGUUCUUACCAAUGCUGAACUCUUUGGUCGUGUUUCACGAAGCCUUAGUGGUGAGAAGCGUUUCCAUCCAGUGCUACUUGAUGCAGAUUGGGGUUCAGGAGGUGUGUUAAAGGAUGAAGAAGCUCUUUGUUUAGAUGCUACAUAUUAUGGGAAUGUUGCAAGGUUUAUUAAUCACAGAUGUUUUGAUUCAAAUUUGGUUGAGAUCCCUGUCGAGAUAGAGAGUCCUGAUCACCACUAUUAUCAUCUUGCUUUCUUCACUACAAGGGAUGUUAAAGCCAUGGAAGAAUUGACUUGGGACUACGGAAUUGAUUUUGAUGACCUUGAUUAUCCAAUAAAAGCAUUCCAAUGUCAGUGUGGAAGCCAGUUCUGCCGAAAUAUCAAGCGAUUGAGUAGGUCCAGAGGAAGGAGGUAAAAUGAAGGUUACAGAUAUGAUGCAACCCAUAAUGUGAUAAGCCUAACUUUUUGGUGGACAACUUGUGGUCUGCACUUGUAAUCAGUGUGAAUCUGCUGCUGCUGCUAAACCAACUCUCUUUAUUCAACUUUCCCAACUUUUGACUGCUUUUUCUAGCUGCAUUGCAGACUUGUACAUCUUUGUUUGUACCAGUGGCAGCAUAUCUUUAUAAUGUUAUGGUAGAUAUAACCUAGUUUGUUUAUCUA
Molecule: messenger RNA, 2956 nt
Organism: Ipomoea nil (Japanese morning glory)
Lineage: Eukaryota; Viridiplantae; Streptophyta; Magnoliopsida; Solanales; Convolvulaceae
Product: probable inactive histone-lysine N-methyltransferase SUVR2
Exons: 12
Coding region: 303-2711 (802 amino acids)
Cellular component (GO): nucleus
Molecular function (GO): zinc ion binding; histone methyltransferase activity; protein binding
Source: RefSeq, a predicted model, not a curated record